Molecule: messenger RNA, 846 nt
Organism: Paramecium sonneborni
Lineage: Eukaryota; Ciliophora; Oligohymenophorea; Peniculida; Parameciidae
Source: the annotation of a GenBank genome assembly
AUAAAAUCAAAAUUAUAUUAUGAAUAGAAAAGAUAACUCUGAAUCAGAUAGCUAUUCAAUGGAAUCAAUUAAAUUAGAAUAAUUAGAUGAAUUAAACGAAAUCAAUUAUAAUGAUGAUAACUUAGAUGACUUAGACAAAAUUAUUGCAGAUAUCUAAAGUAUUAAAAAAUAUAAUUUUAGAAAUUGAACUUAAACAAUAAAUUCCUUUAUUAGAAUAAAGUAAUGUUAAAAGAGGGGAGAGUUUAGACAAAUUUAUAUGCAAUUUCUUUGUUAAAUAUUAAUUGCAUAGAAGUUUAGAAAUAUUUUAAGUAAAAUUAUAAAAAAUAAAAGGAAGAAUGGACAGAAUUAACAAAGUCAGUAAUGUUUCAUAUUAACAGUAUUAAUUCAAUACCAGAUAUAUAUAUAUAAGUUGAAAAAUUAAAGGAUGAACUUUUAUUAUUGAAAGGCGAAUUAGAAAGAUCAAAUUUGGUUGCUGAAAAAGCUUAAGAAACAUUACAAAAAUUAAAGCAAUAACGAGAUUUUCAUAAACUCAAUUUUUACAAAACUUAAUAAGAAAAGAAAUAAUUAUAAAUUGAAUAUGAUAAAAUUAAAUAAUAAAUGAACUUCCAAGAGGAAAAGUUAUAGAAAUCAAAUAUUAGAAUAAUGGAUAAAAAAGAAUACAUAUAAGAAGAAUCAGUUUUGAAUAGGAAACGCUCAUAAUUAAAAAAUACCUUUUCAUCAAAUACAAAUUAAGGUUAAGAAGAAAUAAAAAAUUAUAAAGACAUACAGACAUUGUUGGAAAAAUUGCCUUAAGUUAAGAAAUCUUCUGGAUAGACUUUGUUGUUCAAGCCAAAAAUAAAUAAAUGA